CCUUGUGUUUAAGAGGAAACGUGGGCAGCCUGGGGCCAGGGAAGGAGAGCACCAAGGGGAUGGGCGGGAGGACCUAGAACCCAUUAGGGCUUCAAGGAGACGGGAGGGCUGGGCUGCAGUCUGAGAACGGCCUGUAGAGGGCAGUAUGUGCCAGCGGGAAGCCACUCGCCAAGCCCCCAGCCAGGUCAGUCUUCUGCGUAACCCCUGAAGAGUCUGGGACUAACCACGCACUAGCCCCGACCCUCAUUAGUUCUUUCUUGCCUUCAAAAAUACACGUACCAACCAGGCACGUACUCCGUGCUUCUCCACGACAGACAAAGUCACCGGAUCACGCACACGGAUGUACAAAGUAUAGCUGGCACCAUCAAGCCCCCAUGAUCCCCAACCAGAGCGCACCCCCGGACGCUAUGGCCCACCCCUCCGGCCGGCCCCGCGUGUAGGAUGGUAGCACACAACCAGGUGGCAGCCGACAAUGCAAUCUCCACGGCAGCAGAGUCCCGACGGCGGCCAGAGCCUUCCUCGUCCUCGUCCCCGCCCUCGCCCUCGGCGGCGCCCGCGGUCCCCGCGCGCCCGCGGCCCUGCCCGGCGGCCCCGGCCCCGGCCCCCGGCGACACGCACUUCCGCACGUUCCGCUCUCACGCCGAGUACCGGCGCAUCACCCGAGCCAGCGCGCUGCUCGACGCCUGCGGCUUCUACUGGGGGCCCCUGAGCGUGCACGGGGCGCACGAGCGGCUGCGCGCCGAGCCCGUGGGCACCUUCCUGGUGCGCGACAGCCGCCAGCGGAACUGCUUCUUCGCCCUCAGCGUGAAGAUGGCCUCGGGCCCCACGAGCAUCCGCGUGCACUUCCAGGCCGGCCGCUUCCACCUGGACGGCAGCCGCGAGAGCUUCGACUGCCUCUUCGAGCUGCUGGAGCACUACGUGGCGGCGCCGCGCCGCAUGCUCGGGGCCCCGCUGCGCCAGCGCCGCGUGCGGCCGCUGCAGGAGCUGUGUCGCCAGCGCAUCGUGGCCACCGUGGGCCGCGAGAACCUGGCGCGCAUCCCCCUCAACCCCGUCCUCCGCGACUACUUGAGCUCCUUCCCCUUUCAGAUCUGACCGGCCUCGCACGCAGCAUUAACUCGAGGGCCUUGUUAUUAUUAAUUAUUAUUUCCCUGGAACCACGUGGGUGCCCUCCCCACCUGGGUUGGAGGGAGCGGGUGUGGGGGCGAGGCGCCUCCCCUUCUCGGCUGGAGACGAGGCCGCAGACCCCUCCCCAUGUCUUGGGGCGGGGGCGCACCCCCCACCCCCCGGUGCUCCCUCUGGAUCUCCCUGGUUGUUGCAGCACCUUAACUGUAUGUGGGGCCAGGACCUGAAUUUACCUCCUACCUCUUCAUGUUUACAUAUACCUAGUAUCUUUGCACAAACCAGGGGUUGGGGGAGGGUCUCUGGCUUUAUUUUUCUGCUGUGCAGAAUCCUAUUUUAUAUUUUUUACAGCCAGUUUAGUUAAUAAACUUUAUUAUGAAAGUUUUUUUUUUUAAAGAAAAAAGGUUUCUAGAGCGUGUGCUUUGCUCCCAGGAUUUCUCCGGGGUUCUGACCGGGUCCACGGCAGAGCGGUCCUAAGACUGAUGGGUUUGGCUGGAGGUGGAGUGUGACCUGUGCUCUGUGGCCGGGGGACCUGCAUGGUUCCAGCCCUCAGGGGGAGAGGAGUAGCGGGUCCAGCGUUGGUGUUUCGUGUGGGGUAAAAUGGCAGCUCCGUGUUUGAGCCCUUAACGUGUGCCUUGCCCUGUUCUGGGUUUUCCAUGCCUCAAUCAGACGAGCCUAUGAAGCAAGACGCUUCUCAUUUUUCCAGAGGAGAAAAGCAAGGCAGGGGGUGAAUGUGCCUGUGGCCAUUCCCGUGUCAGAGAAGACACCUGGGCGUCUUGUGGCUGUCCACCCAGAAUCUGUCUGAAAUGGAUGACAGAGAGGAAACUUCUUUCAUUCUGUGACCACAAAGACUUCCAGGAA
Messenger RNA from Felis catus (domestic cat), 1980 nucleotides. It is a transcript of the gene SOCS1, whose product is annotated as suppressor of cytokine signaling 1. The record is from RefSeq and is a predicted model, not a curated record. Gene Ontology annotation, cellular component: phosphatidylinositol 3-kinase complex. Gene Ontology annotation, molecular function: 1-phosphatidylinositol-3-kinase regulator activity. Bases 442 to 1092 code for a protein of 216 amino acids. The transcript has 2 exons. Gene Ontology annotation, biological process: phosphatidylinositol phosphate biosynthetic process; intracellular signal transduction. NCBI's taxonomy places the organism in Eukaryota, Metazoa, Chordata, Mammalia, Carnivora, Felidae.